Messenger RNA from Ambispora gerdemannii, 960 nucleotides. Lineage: Eukaryota; Fungi; Glomeromycota; Glomeromycetes; Archaeosporales; Ambisporaceae. The record is from the annotation of a GenBank genome assembly.
AUGUCCACAGCUACAGAAGAAAAUUCGAGUGAAUUACAAGCAGUAAUCGAAAAGUUUUUUAAGAAUAACGUCACUUGGUCGCUACUUAAGUUCCUUCAAUACAGAAAAGGGGUCGACGAUUUUACAUACGAUAAAACAAAGGAGCAUAGGUUGUACAAGAGAGCUUUGACCGUGCUUGCCAAUGAUCAAGCUCGAACAUAUCUUCUUAGAUUGAGAUGGGUUCAAGGGCUAGAAUAUGUUCCGGUCCCGAGACAAUUACGUGACAUAUUGACAACCCCCGAACUACGUGUUAUUUCCAUAACGCAACUGGAUGGCUACGUCCCAACCGGUUGUCAGGCUACGUCCCGUGUUAUGGAUGAUAAAUCUUCCGAAAAUGUUUUCAAUUUCUGGACAAGGAUCGAGGAAAAAUGCUACGAAGAUAAAAUCAAUAUCGCACGGACUGAUGGUGUCUUGCACAUCUUCAAAGCAACAAACCAGAGCCAACAACUCGUCACAAAUAUCCAACAUCAAGACCUCCUCGGUUUGUACCAAUCCCGUGAUGAACAGGUAAUUGACAUGUGUUUUCUUUAUUUUACUGCUCAAACUUUUAUGAUUUAUUCGGUAUAUCACCUAAGUCCAAUAAGACAUUCAUCGAAAGAAGAUAAUCCAUUCAUUGAGGCGGAAGAUAUCAUAAUUGACGAUGUUCCAUGCGAAUUUCUUUCAAAAAUGGAGACCCGGCAAAUGAUUUAUACGUGGGAGAGACUAAUGUGUCUCUACUUUUUCGGAAUUAUCGGAAUCAAUUCCUAUUCCAAUACAAUGAUUGAUCACUUUGGAUUGCCCCUGCUUGAUGAAAUUCAUCAAAAAUUUACACCAGAACAACAAAUAUUAGAUUCGAAUUCUGAAGCAACAUUCAGAAAAGCAGUUAAAAUGGCAAUGAAUGGGUCGCGUGAUGUGGAAAACUCUCAAGCGAGCAAUCUUUGA